Messenger RNA from Phytomonas sp. Hart1, 1737 nucleotides. The record is from the annotation of a GenBank genome assembly. NCBI's taxonomy places the organism in Eukaryota, Euglenozoa, Kinetoplastea, Trypanosomatida, Trypanosomatidae.
AUGGGGUCUGUCUUGACGGAGACGCGUCUAGAGGCGAUCGCCACCGUGGAGCGCCUCCGGGAGGCUCGCCCACGCGCGGGCGAAUCCGCCAUCCUCAUGAAAACCCACCUCUCGGCGACUUCUGAGCGGAAUACGUCCGCGUAUUCCGUCAGCAACCUCACGGCGCCGGCCAAUACGCCCUGCUCCGUGCCCGUCGUCGAGGAUUCCCUGCAAACGAUGGAUCUCACGGCCACCUCAGGGGCGAUCGGUGGGGCGCCUCGUCGGGGAAGCCCCAACUCCUCGCUUAACCCUUCUACCGCCUCAAAAGCGACCGAGGCUUUGAGCAAUUUGUUAGGGACCCCGAAUCACGGCAAUUACGAAUUCCCAACCGCUGACAGCGCGGCGGCCUAUCGCUAUGCGACCCACAUCGUCUCCGCGCAAAAGCGUCGUCGUGAGCACGUGUAUUGCCUUCAGGUACACUACGCGUCGCCGUCCUCCGAGGGCGGGUCUGAGGAGUCGACAAUGCCGAGGUUAGGAACUAAAAUCGACAGCUUUUACUUUUCGAACCCUAGCACGUCGAUUGGGGUGGUGGUAAAUAUCCUUUCCGAGGCCUGCGCCUUGAUUCUUUAUUGCAAUGAAAACCCCCCGAAGGGGAAACCGGUUUCUAUUCCGAGCACUGACGUUGCUGGGAAUGGAGAAGGUGAGCAGGGGAGUAAUAUCCCGUUCGCCAUGGCCCCGGCCUCCGUUUGUAGCGAUUACCUCCAACGCUUAUCCAGCACUUUUUUGCACUACGCCGAGAAGGGUAAGCAUUCGUAUUUUCUUAGAAGUUUCACAAUGCCGUCAACCCAUGGGGGCGAAAAAAGGCCAAACAACUCAGAUAACACCUGUAAAGUCGUCUGGAACGAUUUAGAAACCGUCACGUCCAUGGUGAACGUUCUCCCAUCCGAUCCUUUGAUGCCGCACGAUUCGCAUCUCUAUUUGGUUCACCGUCGUAUUCUUUUGAAGGCACUCCAGCGCCUCUAUUUGUGCGUGUUUCUGUUGAUCUUCAACAUUGAUGAGGUCGUGAUGCGGCCUGAAUCGUAUACCGAUCUCUACGCCCACUACUUUCCAGCGAUCCUUGGGGUGGAGUCUGCUCAGACUAAUAAAACCAAUGACGAUGACGGCAAUGGGGUUACCAAUGCCCUGAGGGUUAAGCGCUACCGAUUAUUAGAGGAAUGCUUUUUUUUUAUUGCUUUUAUUUAUGUUGAGUUGGAAGGGCUGUGCAUACAUGGUUAUGAGGCAUGCACGGCGGCGUUGCUUUAUGCACCGCAUAACGCGGCGCUGUGGAUGCUCCGUGCGGUUUUCCUCACCCGCCAGCGCUCCUACAAAGCCGCCCUGAACGAUUUAGACAUCGCCACCACAUUAACAGAGACACGUCUGAAUCUUCUCCACACAACUCAGCUGGAGAGCGAAACCCCACCUCAUCACCAGCGCGGGGAUAGCUCGGCGAAGAAGUCUAAAGUCUCACACUGCACGCAAGCGGAGUGGAAAACUCAUUCGUAUUUUAACCAGACCACCGCAGCAGCAAAUGAAGGAUCUGUGGAGCUCAAAAAGGAAAUCGAGGCGUGUGAACGGCGUUUACGCGAUAUUCAUCGCCAGAGAUUGGGCGUGAAAGACCUCGUCGGAGAGUUUCAAGCGCGCCGGGCGGUUCACAAGUCGCUGAAUCUAAUAGGUACCUCAGUGGGGGUUACUUUGAGCAACUGGGCAUCUCAUCAGUAG